AUGCACCUCCCAGGUCGGGCCUCUUCUCUGCGACGGCAGCCAAGCUUUGGUGGCCACCCCGCACGUCCGCACUCUGCCUUGUCGUCAUUUCCGCUGCUGCUGUUGAUCAUCAUGUUGGGAGGCGGCAUUGUGGGGCCGUUAUUUGCUGUGGUGCACGCCAAGGACUGCCUCACGCGUGGGUCCAAUGCCAUGAUAGCAUGGAAACACGAAGGGGGCAGCUUUCAAUGUGACAACUGCCUCCGUGCAGAUGCUGCGAGCGUUAACAGCAACACCAUUCCGCGUCACUGGACCGAAUACGACAAAGACCGCCAUGCCAUGAACUUCUUCGUGGAGGAGCACCGCGAUGGUAAUAAUGUGUUGGUGCGGGACGAGAUCCGCGGCAUCAGCGUCCUACUGCGCUCGGACUUGAGUGGCAUUCGAACCGAGGGCGAGCAGAACUUUCGCCAGCUCUACAGCGGUGCCUUUAUCCCCGUGGUGGACUGCACGUAG
Messenger RNA from Leishmania braziliensis MHOM/BR/75/M2904, 489 nucleotides. RefSeq lists its product as hypothetical. The transcript has a single exon. NCBI's taxonomy places the organism in Eukaryota, Euglenozoa, Kinetoplastea, Trypanosomatida, Trypanosomatidae. The record is from RefSeq and is a predicted model, not a curated record. Bases 1 to 489 code for a protein of 162 amino acids.